Molecule: messenger RNA, 3321 nt
Organism: Myodes glareolus (Bank vole)
Lineage: Eukaryota; Metazoa; Chordata; Mammalia; Rodentia; Cricetidae
Source: RefSeq, a predicted model, not a curated record
UCCCAGACAGGUAGACACCUGCUGGACAGCCUGCAGUCUGCAGAAGCCGGCCCUCCCCAUACUGCAGGUGAACUCCUUGGUGUGCAAUCUAAACACAGACACAGGCUUUCCAGCUCGGCUGACCAGGUGGAACACCAUGGAAGGCGACUGUCUGAGCUGCAUGAAGUAUCUGAUGUUUGUUUUCAAUUUCUUCAUAUUUCUGGGAGGAGCCUGCCUGCUGGGUGUAGGCAUCUGGGUCCUCGUGGAUCCGACUGGCUUCCGGGAAAUUGUGGCUACCAACCCCCUGCUGACCACGGGUGCCUACAUCGUCCUGGCCAUGGGAGGCCUGCUGUUUCUUCUGGGCUUCCUGGGCUGCUGCGGUGCUGUCCGAGAGAACAGGUGUCUGCUGCUAUUUUUUUUCAUGUUCAUCCUGGUCAUCUUCUUGGUAGAGCUCUCAGCAGCCAUCCUGGCCUUCAUCUUCAGGGAACACCUCACCCGUGAGUUCUUCACCAGGGAGCUCACCAAGCACUACCAGGGCAACAAUGACACGGACGUGUUCUCUGCCACCUGGAAUUCGGUCAUGAUCACAUUUGGCUGCUGUGGGGUCAAUGGGCCCGAAGAUUUCAGGACGGCCUCGGUGUUUCGGCUGCUGACACCUGACAGUGAGGUGCCCAAGGCCUGCUGCCGGAGGGAACCCCAGACUCGGGAUGGAGUACUGCUGAGCAGGGAGGAGUGCCAGCUGGGGAGGAGUCCAUUCAUAAACAAACAGGGCUGUUACACGGUGAUUCUCAACACCUUCGAAACCUAUGUCUACCUGGCUGGGGCCUUUGCCAUUGGGGUGCUGGCUAUUGAGCUUUUCCUCAUGAUCUUUGCCAUGUGCCUCUUCCGGGGCAUCCAGUAGGCCAUGGUCUGAAGAUACCCAGCCUGCCACUGCCCAGUAGCCAGCCCCCUCCCCUCCCUGUCCUCUGGCCCCAGGGGAGGAGGCAAGGCCAGCCUGGAAGGCCAGGAACACAGAGCUAAUUUUUUAAAAAACAAAAACAAAGACAGAUGUGAACUGAAGAGGCCUCACCUUGGCUCCAAGGCAAGAGCCAUGAGCUAGUCAAGGACUUAGGGCUGGCCUGGGACCAGCUAAGACCAAAGGAUUAUCAGCCUCAGCGCCCCCAGGGCCCUGUCAGACUGGACUGUCCCCCGGUCUGGGUCCCCUCUCUUAGCAUUUCCAGGAUCUGAGCAACCAGAAGACAGAAACAGACCCUGGAGGAAGAGCCAGACUCUUCACAAGGACAGAAUCUGCAGCACCACCUGCUGGACGGUGAAGCUGUGCCUGCUUCUUCUGGCUGAGGGUGGCUGUGUGUGGCCCUGGACCUGGCUUCCUCAUCUCUCAGAUCAAAGCCUCUCCAAGGGCCACAAAAGGGCAGUGACCUGCCCACAGUCACACAGCAUGUGCAUGACAAGGUCACCCCUGGGUUGCUGUCACUCCAGCCAAGACCCCAUCAGAUCUGCCUCAACAUCCCAGUGUAUACUGGCCAGGAACUGCCCACACCACGUUCUCCAGCUAAGAAAAGUCCAUACUGUGUCCAGUCUGCCCUGCUUGUUCCUUUAUCUAAGCCUACUGUCAUCCGUCACUCUGGCCCCGGUGAGAGACACCCCCAGUAUUGUCCAUUUCUCUCUUUCCACUCGGAGCUGAAGCUUGAAUGUGUUCUUCAAGGUCGCUGCCAAGAAUUCACCCCCUGCAAACCUCCGCCCGAGGAGCUCACUACCUCCCAAUGCAGCCUCUGGUGGCGCCAGCCCCUCAGAAGACAGAAGGGGGUUCAGUUUUCCUGUGCUUCUGUCUGUGUCCCUUCACUGUCUCCUUCCUAGAGGUUAAGGUCAUAACUCUUGUCUGCAGACAAGAACCCCACAGCCUCUCAGUCAUCCCCUACCAUGACAUCCUUUCUGUCCUUUUGCUGUCUGUGUGACAUUCUGUUAUUCUCUCUAGUCUCAAACUACCCAGACUCACAGGUUCACAACCAACACACACACACACACACACACACACACACACCUCAAACUACAGACUAGGUUGCCAACUGGGUUACAAGUUGCCCGACCCUGUCAGGACCAUGUUGAACCCAUUAGUGUUGUCUGUCAGGAUCUCAAGUUUGACUCUGUCUGCUGUGGGCUCAGCAGGGUGGGGGGACACAGUGGUGGAGCAGCAUGGGGCUUACUCUCCUCUCAGAGGGAAGAGCCUGGUCCAACUUCCCUCCGCCUUCCUGUCACCUCGGAGUCACACCCAUACUGGAGCUCCCCUGCUGCCCUGUGCUAGUUCAAGGGACACUCCUUUCUUUCCUCUCCUCUUCAUGUCCUCACCCACCCUGGCCUUCCUGAGGGUCUUGGAGCAUCAAAGCUGUCUUUCUGCCAGCUUACUUGGCAUCCCCAUAAAUGAAGCCUAGAGACUGAGUCACCAUGUCAGGGGACCCCACCAUGUACUGGACUCCAAUUGCCUAGGAAGGCAAACGGAUCAGCUCAUGGCCCAGCUGAGCAGGACACAGCCCAACCACAGGGGCUGCUGCCCAGAGCUAACCCAGGCCUCUAGCAAUGGGCAGGGACAAAGGCUGGGAAGUCUGCUAUCUAGUUCAGGCAGUUCCAGGGUAGAACAGAGACUCUCACCAGGUGAACUUUCCAUACAGAUGUUGAAGAGCCCCAAGGCAGCCCAGAUCCAACUCAGCUGUGGAUCCAACUCCUCAACCAGCACCCUCAUAGGACCGGACGGGGGGCAGGCAGUCUUCACCCUAUGAGGUUGUUAAUAGCCACCUACAAGGCUGUCUGCGGUCACUCUGCCGGGGCUUGGUGAGCUGCUGUGUACUUCCAGGGUAGGGGAAGGGAGCCCUUCCUUCACCUCUCACCCCAGGACCAACAGCCUCCCCUGAGAUGCCCUGUGACCCUCAUCCAGUAGAGAACGGCCCCUGCCUGACCCAGAGCCACCUGCUGAAGGGACAGCCCUAUCCUACAGGCAGGGAGCGAAGACCGCAUCUGUGGCCCACGCUCCUCAGCACUCUGUCCCAAGGCCCUGACUUACUCAGGCCCUGAGCCCAGCACCUCCAAGAACUGCACCUUUCUCCCUAUCUUCCUCUCUCUCUCCCUCUCUCUCUCCCUCUCUCUCUCUCUCUCUCUCUCUCUCUCUCUCUCUCUCUCUCUCUCACACACACACACACACACACACACGUUAUAGUCUAUUUUGGAAUCUGUAAAUGUCCCGUGUAGUAGGAAACAGAGUUAAUUUAUCAUUGUAUCUCCCAAGCCCCCCUUUUAUAUUCUAUAUCAAGAAAAAUUUUGUGAUAUAAACAGGACACCACACAAAUCGUU